AUGUUGAAAAGUCGUGAUGUGAUCUACUCUCGUGCCGAGGGGAAUGCUGUUGUGAUCAUGGAUAAGCAAGAUUACGAUUCACGUGUCCUAGACAUGAUCGAUGCUGGUCCAUAUGAAAAAAAUAAAUUCAAAAAUGGAAAACAAAAAGAUCCCCUAAAUGGCGUGAUCGAGGAAGCAAAUUUGGCGAGACAUAGUGUAGCACGGCUGAUGGGUGAGGACAAACUCGAACGGAAAUUUCAUGUCCCUAACCCGAUUGUGGCACAACUGUAUUGUUUACCGAAGAUCCACAAAAAUCCUGUUGGAAUGCGACCCAUCUCCUCAAACAUCCGAACGCCCACGGAAAAAAUGGCCGGGUGGUUGGUGGAGGAGUUGAAGAAAUAUCCCGUAACCCACGGAAGAAGCAUUAAAAAUUCCGUGGAUCUUAUAAAACAGCUUGAAGGAUUUAAGGUAAGACGCGGGGAAAUUUUAGUUUCGUUCGACGUUGCAACCCUUUUCCCUAGCGUACCCGUCGUGGAAGCUUUAAAAAGUCUACGCCGACACUUAGAACGAAGUCGUGCGCCCCAUCAUUGCAUCGAUGCUUACCUUCUUGUUGCCGAAGUGUGCAUGAAACAGAAUUUUUUCGCUUUCAGGGGAAAAAUUUACAGGCAAACGUUUGGGUUAAGCAUGGGUAGCAAACUUUCACCGCUCCUAGCAAACGUCUUCAUGAGUGACUUCGAGGUUGAGAUUGCAAAAGAUAAACUUUUCCCUCGAACAUGGAUACGAUAUGUUGAUGAUAUUUUCGCAUCGGUGAAGGAACAUUACCUAGACCGAACGCUUGCCAUGCUAAACUCUCGACACAAUUCUAUUACAUUCACUUGUGAAAAAGAACAAGAUGGAAAAUUGCCUUUUCUGGAUUUAGAGAUCACCAGAAAAGAAGAAAACACUUUAAAAUUUGGAAUCCACCGUAAACCAACUUCCACUAACCGCUUCAUAACAAGCGAUUCCAACCAUUUUGGUGGACAAAAACAAGCCGCCUUCCACUCCAUGGCACACCGCCUUUACAAUGUCCCCAUGGAAAAAGAAGAGUUUGCCAAGGAGAAAGAACAGAUUUACAAAGCGGCUACAGUAAAUGGUUAUGAAAAGGAAUUUGUCGAGAAGAUUUUCCGAAAACAUAAACGCAAGAAAUACACACGAGACAUCACAACACUACAACCGGAGAUAGACGACAUAAAAAGAAUAACUCUACCUUUUUACCCCAAAAUCACGAACCCCAUCAAAAACACGCUCAAACGGCAAGGACUACACAUAGUGUACAAAAGUGGGAAUACACUCCGUGAUUUAUUGUGUAACCUCAAGGACAAGAUUCCUCCCGAUGAGAAACCCGGGAUCUACGAAAUACCGUGCCUAGAUUGCCCCGCUGUAUACAUCGGGCAAACUCGCAGGAAAAUAAAGGUACGCAUAAGGGAGCAUAAAACAGCGGUGGAGAACAACAAAUCGAACGAAUCAGCAGUAGCGGCACACACCACCAGCCUCGACCAUAAAAUCGAUUGGACGAAAGCAAAGCUGAUUAAAUAUGUCCAAAAUUCGUCACAACUUAACGCAUGGGAAUCAAUGUUCAUCAGCAACUCCCAGAAGCCGCUGAUGAAUGAAGACGAUCCACCCAUCACAUCGUGCUUGUACAACUUGACGGAGCUGAGAAUUCAGUGA
Molecule: messenger RNA, 1686 nt
Organism: Toxorhynchites rutilus septentrionalis
Lineage: Eukaryota; Metazoa; Arthropoda; Insecta; Diptera; Culicidae
Exons: 1
Coding region: 1-1686 (561 amino acids)
Source: RefSeq, a predicted model, not a curated record